This is a messenger RNA of Mixia osmundae IAM 14324, 975 nucleotides long. RefSeq lists its product as uncharacterized. Gene Ontology annotation, biological process: pyruvate decarboxylation to acetyl-CoA. Gene Ontology annotation, molecular function: dihydrolipoyllysine-residue acetyltransferase activity. Lineage: Eukaryota; Fungi; Basidiomycota; Mixiomycetes; Mixiales; Mixiaceae. The transcript has 6 exons. The record is from RefSeq and is a predicted model, not a curated record. The coding region runs from base 1 to 975 and encodes 324 amino acids. Gene Ontology annotation, cellular component: pyruvate dehydrogenase complex.
AUGAAGCGCUCUAUGCUGGCACUACGACGGUGCACAUGCACCAGAACGUUCCACUCAUCGCCCUAUCGUCGAGCCAUUACAGAGCUGAAGAUGCCUUCCAUGUCGCCCACGAUGGAGCAAGGCAGUAUCAGCUCGUGGAAAGUCAAGGAAGGCGAUAAAUUCUCUGCGGGGGAUGUGUUGCUCUCUAUAGAGACAGACAAAGCAGAAGUGGACGUAGAAGCGCAAGAUGAUGGCAUAAUGGGCAAGAUACUCAGUCAGGAUGGUGCUAGUGGGAUAGUAGUGGGGAAGACGAUCGCACUCACUGCCGAAGAAGGCGACGAUAUCUCUAAUCUGGAAGCACCCAAAGACGACGCGCCUACCAAGUCAGAGACCAAAUCUAGUCAUAACCAGAGCAAAGAAGACGUAUCAACCAGCGAGCAGGACAAAGGCAGUAGUAGUGCGACCGAUGCGAACAAGAACACUUCGGCAGACCAUCAUAAGACUUCACCAGAGUCCUCAAAUGACUCUCACUCGCAAAUUAUUAAAUCUGAACGACCUCUCGGUCCGUCGGUAAUGCGAUUGCUCAUUGAGGCAGGUAUCACAGACUCGACGCCCAUCAAGGCGACGGGCAAUAAAGGUCUGACAAAGGGAGACGUACUUGCCUACCUCGGAAAAAUCAAAGAUCCUUUGGGAUCGCUGUCUCGUGCUCACGAGCGUCCUCUCGAUGUGCCCGGCAAAGAGACUAGCAAGAGCGUAAAAGCACCUGCAAAGAAUCUGCCGCCGCCCGACGGACCGACUUUGCGUCGUUUGAUCACGCUCGGGCUGACCCAGCCAGCAUGGCAGCAAUCUGUCAUCAGAGAUGUUCCUGCACGAUCUGCUGUAGACGUAUUUGACGAUAUCGUCAGUGACUACUUGCCUGCUUCAACGCCGGCUCUCUCGACAUCUCCUACCAAGAGCGCUAGAGCCAGUGAUCCUUGGUUAGAGAUAUUGUCUUGA